ACAGAUUCUUGAAGAGAGAGAAGAGAAGAGAAGAGGAGAAAAGGGAAAAGAAACAAUCUUUGAUCUCUUUAGAUCAUACCCAUUUGAGGUAUUUCAUUCACCCUUUGAAUUGAGAUGAAGAAGAAUAGUUUUGCAUCAAAAACAUCUUCAAAAUGCACAGCGGUGUUGCCAUAUCAAACCCCAAGGCUGAGGGAUCAUUACCUUCUUGGCAAGAAACUUGGGCAAGGUCAAUUUGGCACCACAUACCUGUGCACCCACAAAACCACAGGGAAGCUCUAUGCCUGCAAAUCCAUCCCAAAGAGGAAGCUUUUGUGUCAAGAUGAUUAUGAUGAUGUGUGGAGAGAGAUUCAGAUCAUGCAUCAUUUGUCAGAGCACCCAAAUGUGGUUCAGAUACAGGGAACCUAUGAGGACUCUGUGUUUGUGCACCUUGUAAUGGAGCUCUGUGCUGGGGGUGAGCUUUUUGAUAGGAUCAUUCAGAAGGGUCAUUACAGCGAGAGAGAGGCUGUUAAGUUGAUCAAGACCAUUGUUGCGGUGGUGGAGGCAUGCCACUCUCUUGGGGUCAUGCAUAGGGACCUCAAGCCUGAGAAUUUCUUGUUUGAUACCCCUGGUGAAGAUGCCAAGAUGAAGGCCACGGAUUUUGGUUUAUCUGUUUUCUACAAGCCAGGUCAAGCCUUUCAUGAUGUAGUUGGAAGUCCAUACUAUGUUGCCCCUGAGGUGUUGUGCAAGCAAUAUGGACCAGAAGUGGAUGUAUGGAGUGCUGGUGUUAUCCUAUACAUCUUACUGAGUGGGGUCCCACCUUUCUGGGCUGAAUCCGAAUCAGGAAUUUUCAGACAGAUUUUACAUGGAGAGCUUGAUUUUGUAUCUGAACCAUGGCCUAGUAUCUCAGAAAGUGCUAAAGAUUUGGUAAAACAGAUGCUGGAUAGGGACCCCAAGAAUAGAAUUUCUGCUCAUGAAGUCUUGUGUCACCCUUGGAUUGUUGAUGAUACCAUUGCCCCUGACAAGCCUCUGGAUUCUGCUGUUUUGACACGCCUAAAGCAUUUCUCAGCAAUGAAUAAACUUAAGAAGAUGGCACUUCGUGUCAUAGCAGAAAGACUUUCAGAGGAAGAAAUAGGUGGGUUAAAAGAGUUAUUUAAAAUGAUUGACGCAGACAACAGUGGGACAAUAACAUUUGAGGAACUAAAGGAUGGUUUGAAAAGUGUGGGCUCUAAUCUCAUGGAAUCUGAAAUCAAAUCCCUUAUGGAAGCGGCUGAUAUAGACAACAGUGGAACAAUAGACUAUGGUGAAUUUCUUGCUGCCACACUGCACUUGAAUAAGAUGGAAAGAGAGGAGAAUUUGGUUGCAGCUUUUGCCUAUUUCGAUAAAGAUGGUAGUGGUUACAUCACCAUUGAUGAGCUUCAACAGGCUUGUAAAGACUUUGGCCUAGGGGAAGUACAUCUAGAUGAAACGAUCAAAGAGAUUGAUCAAGACAAUGAUGGGAGAAUUGAUUAUGGGGAGUUUGCAGCAAUGAUGAAAAAGGGUGAUGCACAUGUUGGUAGGAGCAGAACCAUGAAAGGCAAUUUGAACUUCAAUAUAGCAGAUGCAUUUGGAGUCAAGGACUCUUCUUGAUAUGCUAACUGAAAUCUUUUGUACAGUUAGGAAGCAUGAUGAUAGAAGAAAAAACGUAGUCAAAUUUACAUAGCUACAUGAUUAUGAUUUGUUUACUUUUGUAUUAGAACUUUGUUUACUU
Messenger RNA from Gastrolobium bilobum, 1726 nucleotides. Its product is annotated as calcium-dependent protein kinase 11-like. The record is from RefSeq and is a predicted model, not a curated record. Gene Ontology annotation, cellular component: cytoplasm; nucleus. Gene Ontology annotation, molecular function: ATP binding; calcium-dependent protein serine/threonine kinase activity; calmodulin binding. Lineage: Eukaryota; Viridiplantae; Streptophyta; Magnoliopsida; Fabales; Fabaceae. Bases 115 to 1605 code for a protein of 496 amino acids. Gene Ontology annotation, biological process: intracellular signal transduction; protein autophosphorylation; peptidyl-serine phosphorylation. The transcript has 7 exons.